AUGUUGGAUUUUCUAAUGUAUUAUCCAUAUCCUCGGCCAGUCAAUGAAGCAGCUAUCUAUGUUCCAACCUGCUGUGACCUGAAACUUCCGGCCAGUAGAUUCGCCGAUGUUCAGGGCCGGAGCAGCAUCGACGACGGGGAAGUAGAGGAAAGUUGCUCCAUUUGUUUGAUGGAGUAUGAGAAAGAAAAUGUGGUUUGUGAAUUAUCGAGGUGUAAGCAUGUAUUUCACAUGGAGUGUAUUGAGAGAUGGGUGGAAAGGGGACAAUUCACUUGCCCUCUUUGUAGAUCUAUGCUCUUGCACCGGACAGCUGAUUCUCCUUGCAAAUGA
Messenger RNA from Nicotiana attenuata, 327 nucleotides. RefSeq names its product RING-H2 finger protein ATL18-like. The coding region runs from base 1 to 327 and encodes 108 amino acids. The record is from RefSeq and is a predicted model, not a curated record. The transcript has a single exon. Gene Ontology annotation, biological process: protein ubiquitination. Lineage: Eukaryota; Viridiplantae; Streptophyta; Magnoliopsida; Solanales; Solanaceae. Gene Ontology annotation, molecular function: ubiquitin protein ligase activity.